CUGCAAAGUGUGACAACUCUCAAGCUGGUGCAGAAUGGAGGGAGUGUGGUGGGGGUGUCCAGCUGUGUAAAAUGAAAAGACACAAACACUCGUCAGUUGAAGAAACAAGUCUCCCAAGUUCAAGUUUGUCUGCUUCGGUUACGGGCGCAAAGCGGAUGGCGCCGAUAUUCUUGUUCAGACCUCUACAGUUUUGCCUUUGGCCAUAGUGUGAAUGGACUAAUGUUCGUGUGUGUGUGUGUUAUUCUAUUGAUUGACGCUUCUAUUCCGAGAACCCAAUUUCCCAUCGUGCAUGUGAACGUUGCUGUGGUUUUGUAUCCAUCCGUCUGUGUGUUUGAGACAAUCCGGCUGAAAGUUCUUUUUUUUUUUUUCCUCGAUCAAACAUUAUUGACUCCCCGAGUCGAUAACCUUGGCAACAGUAGUUCCUCUAUCCAGCUCGAGCCACACAUUGCAAGGGGAGGGGUGUUUUGGUGGACGCGUUGGUGUUUGUGCGUCUGUGUGUUUUGUGUGCAUCCAUUCAGAGGUGGAGAGCUGCUACUCUGUAUUCUUGUGGUCUCUUUCCAUUCAUCUCCGUCACAAGAGCAAUAACUCAAAGUUGCUCUAACCUCGCUGUCCAUUAGCUAUGCAUUAGUGCUAUCUUUCCUCUGUAUUCCCCCCCCACCCCUCAACCCAUCCACUGUGUUCCAGUCAUUUUAUCAACACUUCGUCUUUGCACUCUCUUUUGCACAUCCAGGGGUAUUAAUCAGGCAUGGUCGUGUGUGGCUUGACUUCAUUAUGGCCUAAUGAAGUUUUAGCCUCAGGUGCAGUGAAGGAAAUGGGUUAACCCGAGAGUAGCUUUGCCCUCGCACGCCAUUAUCGGAAGCCAGCUUCACACAAUGAGCUGUGGGAAAGAUUAUUCCUGGCAGAAAUUCAUUUUUUCGACCUCCUUUCUUAUCUGGGUUACUCCUGUCGAAAUUUAAGUUCUAAUAAAAGUACAAAUAUAAGGAUGUUACGAUAUAUCUUUCCUCCGUGUCGACCUUUUGUCAGUCUGUUUCACGCCAACACGGGGCCCGUUGCUUCAUCUUGUGCCCUCUCUGUCUCGGUAAUGAGCCAUUUUGCGGCUCUUAGCAUCUGCCAAACUUGGAACAUUUUGAAUGCGGGACUCAUCUCCCAUGCAUGAGGAGUCAGGCGUCCUUUGAUUUGCCCUCUUUUCCUUGCCUCUCCUUCCAAGCGCUCACCGCACUACUUUGUAGACCGAGAAAUGCUGCAAAACUUUACCCCAGUUUUGUGUGUGUGUGAGUGAGAGAGAGAUCAGAGGUGAUGUUUGGUGCUCGUCCUUAACGAGGUUUUCCUCCUCUGUGCUGCGCGUCCCUCCUCCUCCUCCUCUUCCUCCUGCAAAGAGGCGCUGCGACAGACGGAGGAGGUGGUAACUUGGAACACAAGUUCUCUGUGGGCACAAUAAGGCAACCUUGAGCCCUACACGGCCAGACUUCCUCUGUCCUGUUCGAUAACUCUUCGCCCCUCGGGUGGCACGCAGCAAUAGACAGCCGGCAAGUUAAAUGUUCAUGGUUUUCCAGGCCCGCUUGCUCCAGGUCGCACCCAAACACAGAGGAGGAGAGAAAAUGACCCGCUGGCCCCUCCCAGCGAGCGGCAGGGGGCAGCUGUGCCAACCUCGCCCCUGCCUGCCGCUUUAGAAGCUGCCCCGGUGCGCCAUGACGGAGAGGCGUUGAGGUUUGCCCUCCCCGACGAUCGUCUCGAUACCUCUCCUCCCCGCCGUCCCUGGACAAGCCCCGCCCCACCAUGCUGCGCUUCCUGCCUCUCAAGCUCGGCCGCCUGUACCGGUGUCUGAAGCUCUUGUUGGUGGUGGGCCUGUUCGUCAUCCUGCUGAUGAACACCCACAGCCUGUUUGCCUCCUUCCAGAAGAACGAGCUCACCGACAGGCGCUUCAUCAACCUCAACAAGUGCCCCGCCUGCUUCGGCACCAGCUGGUGCCGCAAGUUCAUGAACGGCCAGGUGUCCUUCGAGACCUGGGGCCGCCUGCGCUUCCUGGACGUUUUCAACGUGAAGAACGUUUACUUCGCCCAGUACGGCGAGCCCCGGGAGGGCACGCGCCGCGUGGUGCUCAAAAGGCUGGGCUCCAACCAGGAGCUGGCCGAGAUAGACCAGAAGAUCUGCAAGAGGGCCACGGGGCGGCCGCGCUGCGACCUCAUCCAGGCCAUGUACAAGACCGAGUUCGCCCGGAUCAACGGCGACGUCCGACUGCUCACGCCAGAGGUGGUGGAGGGCUGGUCCGACCUGGUGCACUGCCCCUCCCAGAGGCUGCUGGACCGUGUGGUCCGCAGGUACGCCGAGACCAAAGACUCGGGCAGCUUCCUGCUGAAGAACCUCAAGGACACGGAGAGAAUGCAGCUGCUCAUGACCUUGGCAUUCAACCCGGAACCACUCGUACUACAGAGCUUUCCGUCGGAUGAAGGCUGGCCGUUCGCCAAGUACCUGGGAGCGUGCGGGCGCAUGGUCGCCGUCAACUACGUGGGCGAGGAGCUGUGGAGCUUCUACAACGCGCCCUGGGAGAAGCGCGUGGACUUGGCGCGCCAGCUCAUGGACAUCGCCGAGCAGCUCACCAACAACGACUUUGACUUCGCCCUCUACCUGCUCGACGUCAGCUUCGACAACUUCGCGGUCGGCCCGCGCGACGGGAAGGUCAUCGUCGUGGACGCCGAGAACGUCCUGGUGGCGGACAAGAGGCUGAUCAAGCAGAACAAGCCGGAGAGCUUCGACGUGUGGUACGAGAGCCGCUUCGAGGAGUGCGACAGGGAGGCCUGCCUGUCCUUCUCCAAGGAGUCCCUCUGCUCCCGGGUCACGGUGGACCACAACUACUACGCCGUGUGCCAGAACCUGCUGUCCCGGUACGCCACGUGGCGGGGCACCACCGGAGGCCUCCUCCACGACCCCCCGGCCCACAUAGCCAAAGACGGACAACUCUUGACCCUGUUGGACGAGUGCACCAGACCCAAAAAGCGCUACGGCCGCUUCCAGGCGGCCAAGGAGCUGCGCGAAUACCUCACGCAGCUGGCCGCCGCCUCCUCCUCGGCCACCGCCAGGUAGUGAACGGAGGCGGCGUUGGCCCCCGACGCCCUGGAGGUCCGCGGGAACUCUCGAGGCCCUGGUUCUUUUGCACGGGGGCGGCGGCGGCGUGUCUGAGCAGGACGCUGUUGGAUGUCUUGGAUCAGGAGGUGUAUGAAUCACAGCGGACGCGUUUAAAGCUCCGGCUGUUAACCCGUCUUUGCUCCCCUGUGAGAGAGCGAGAGAGAGGAGUUUGGCGCCAGGAGAUUCUGGUUAGAACCAGGAUAGAGGUGACCUCCCCCGGCCAUCCUUGUAGGAGGGGGGGAGGGGGACUCUGGCGCGGCCCCGUCCGUACAUUAGAACUGUUCUGUUCCAUAGCAUUAACACCGGUUUCAUUUCGCCGCCCCCCCCCCCCCCCCCCUGGAUUUCUUGUUUUAUUUGAUGUAGGGCUGAAUUAAAGUACAUUGGUGUGUUUACAUUUCUGCUGUUGCACAGCUGUUUUUUUUCUUCUUGUUCCUCGGUAGCUUUGCUGCAGGAAGGUGAAGGCAGCAUGAAUCUCCUUGUUCUGUCAGCCGGCUGGGAAGGCCGAGCUACAGCGGGUGGAGAGGAGAGGCGGGUGGUGCAGGUUGGUUUACAUUUAGGAGAAAAAGAGAACCCUUGACAGCUAUAUAAGUCUGAUUUCCUGCUACUCAAACCAAUCAUUUGAUUUCCAGGAUUGUGGCAAUCAUCUUUUUUGUGUGUGCGUGUGUGUUUUUCUUAUUGUAUUUUUUUUCCUCUUCUCAAUCGGAGUGAGACAGCUGCACACAGGAAAAGGAAGGGAAUAAUUGGACGGUGGUAAUCCCUUGAUGCAGAUGUGCCUAUACCAAAGAGGCUAUAUGUAAUAUUAAGUACCAUGAGCAGUGCACAGUGACAGCCCCACCCCCCCAGGUGUCCCCCAGUAGAGCCACCCAAAGGAGCCAUAAUGUGCACACCAUCCGAGACGAGCUGGCAGGUCCUGAUCUAUCUUUGUCAAUAGGAGCUUCGUCCAGAGCCGUACCAGUCUAAGAUUUCUCAUAUUCUCCGUGAUUAUUUUGCAGAAUAGGAAACGCAAUGCAGCGACAUCUUUAAAAUGUUUGGUAAACGAACCCUUUGCUGAAACCCCCCCAGUAGUGCCGAGUGCAGCAGGCUCCAUCCAGUAAAGGUUAAAAGAGGAAAUAAAGAUUUACUAAAUGACUUCCUUCCUCCGCAAAUGGAUUCUGACCAGGUGUGGGUUGUUUUUUUUGGCCCCCCCCAUCU
Gasterosteus aculeatus aculeatus (three-spined stickleback) is the source of this 4314-nucleotide messenger RNA. The record is from RefSeq and is a predicted model, not a curated record. Lineage: Eukaryota; Metazoa; Chordata; Actinopteri; Perciformes; Gasterosteidae.